CUCUCACAGGACAGCUGCUGUUCUUUAGCUGAGAGGCCUGAGUAAGCCAUUUCACAAGAUGUGGGCCUCUCUGGGCCUCCUCCUGACGUCAGCUCUCUCUGUGGGAAAGGUGAUUGCUGAACGCUGCCCACAAAUCUGCACCUGUGAUGGCAUCAAGCAUCGCGUCAUGUGCUUAAAUAAGAACCUCACAGAAGUGCCCAUUAGCAUUCCUCAGAUCACUCAAAAACUGGACCUCCGGGGCAAUGAAAUCAAAGCAAUCCCUGCAGGAACUUUCCUUCCUAUUCCCUAUCUCACGCACCUGAAUCUUCAGAAGUGCCAGGUAGAACGUGUUGAUGAAGGAGCUUUCAGAGGAUUGGGGCGGCUGGUCUACCUCAAUUUGGCUUCUAACAACAUAGCCUUCCUCUAUCAGGAGUCCCUAGAUGGCCUAUCCUCUCUCCAGCAACUAAUCUUGGAAAAUAAUCGCAUUGAAGAAAUAAAGCCAGGGGCUUUUGGACAACUGGGUUUCCUCAGCUUUCUUAACUUAGCCAGGAACUCCCUGGUUUAUCUGCCAGAUAUGGUUUUUCAAGGCCUUCAGUUGAUUAAGUGGAUCAGUUUGUCCCAUAACACGCUCAACGUAAUUGCCAAUGAGGCCUUUGGGGGAUUAACAACCCUCAGGAGGUUGAGCCUGGACCACAAUGAAUUGCAGUUCCUUCCCACCGACGCACUGUCUAGAUUGUCAGGCACAAUCCGGCUGGAGAUAGGACACAAUCCUAUAACCUAUAUUGGCGAGGAGGCCAUUGAGAUGGCUUCACUGAAGCAGCUGUUCUUGGACAACAUGGCCCUCCAAGAUGUGUCACACAGAGCUUUCAUCAGAAGCCCACUCUUACAUACCAUUGACUUCCACAACAACCAGCUAUUUGUGCUUCAGCCCCUGAGAGAUAUGGCCCAUCUCAAAAAGAUCAACUUAACAGGGAACCCUGUGCUUUGUACUUGCAACAUGCGCCCCUUCAAAGAAUGGGCAGAGAAAGCCAGAAUUCACAUGGAUGUGGCAUGUGCUGGCCCUGUUGCCUUCAGAGGACAGCAGCUAGAAUCACUGAGGACAAGAAAUAUGAAGUGUAGAGGUCAAGGCUAUGAAGAAGAGCUCCUUGCCAGCCUGCCCACGCUCACCAAGGAGCUAGAGGAAGAUGCUCCAAAGUGCCCAGAAGGAUGUACCUGUUCACCUGAUUUCCAUCAUGCAAACUGUGAGAGCAGACAGAUGCAGAGUAUUCCCAAAGGGUUUCCUAGCAACACCCAUCUACUGGACUUGCGCCACAAUGAGUUCCAUUCCAUACCAAAAGGCUCCUUCCCUGGCUUGAAAAACUUAACAUCACUCCACUUGCAGAACUGCAAGAUAGCUGCAUUGCAGCCUGGUGCUUUCCAGAACCUGAAAAACCUGGUCUAUCUUUACCUGUCCAACAACAGCAUCACUUCCAUAGAUGCUGAUGUUUUCGAAGGAAAUAGCCAGCUAGCUUAUCUCUAUCUGGACCAUAACAGAUUCACCCAAACACCCAAGGGUGCCUUCAGCCUCUUGCCCAACCUCUUUUCCCUCCAUUUGCAACACAACUCCAUCCGUCAGCUAUCCGAUAAAGAUCUGGAAGGGAUGGAGAAGCUACGCUGGCUCUACCUGACAGGAAACCAUAUAACACAUGUGUCCCUCAAAGCUCUGCGUGGUGCCAAGAUGCUGGAGAAGCUGCACCUAGAUGAGAAUUUUGUGCAGGAAGUGCCCACCAGGUCCCUCAGAGAACUGCCCAACCUAAUUGAGCUGAAGUUGUCCAAGAAUCCAAUAAAAUAUAUCAGAGAUGGAGCUUUCCUUCCUGUUUCAAGAUCCCUGCAGCACUUGUACCUGGAUAAUAUGGGGUUAGAACAGGUUUCUUCUGGUGCCUUCACUGGGUUGGGUCCAAAGAUAAAAAGCCUGCACCUGGAGAAGAACAAAAUGCACAACUUGCCCACCCUGCGUCGCUUCACAGCUCUGGAGGUCAUCAAUCUGAGUGAUAUUCCUUUUUACUGUGACUGCCAACUUCUCCCACUACGCAAGUGGCUUGACAAGCUGAACCUGAGAGUAGGAGCCACCUGUGGGUCCCCAGCAGAUGUCAGGGGCCAGAAGGUGAAGCUCAUAACUUCCUUCCAAACCUGCCCAGCAUGGAGUACGAAGAAGGCCAAGAGAACCAGCUCACCUAAAGCCAGGGCUGGAAAGCGCUCUAAUAGGAAGCGGUCAUCAGGAAAUGUCCAAAUCAAGAGAAGCAAGAAAAGCAAAGCAUGAAAAGGGGAAGCGGGACUGCUGCUGCAGAUAUGCUUCUGAUCUUCUCAGCUAUUAGAAACAAAGGUUAGACAGUAUAUAUUCAAAACCCACCU
Molecule: messenger RNA, 2370 nt
Organism: Euleptes europaea (tarantolino)
Lineage: Eukaryota; Metazoa; Chordata; Lepidosauria; Squamata; Sphaerodactylidae
Gene: CHADL
Product: chondroadherin like
Exons: 5
Coding region: 59-2278 (739 amino acids)
Cellular component (GO): extracellular matrix
Molecular function (GO): protein binding
Source: RefSeq, a predicted model, not a curated record